AUGGAGGCCUUCCUACACAAAUGCCCAGACCAAAGGACACUGAUCAAUCUGUCUUACUCUGCCAGCGUUCCUGAUAUGUUCGCCUUAGUGACCAGCGUAUUACAGCAGCUCAGCGAACCAGAAGCUAUUACAGACUGGGACUCCCAGUCAACGUCAUUCCCUCCAUCGUGGACCAUGGAUUUAGAAGAUUGUAACAGGUACUCAAGCCUUUUUCCCAGGAAAAUCUGGGCUCCUGUAAACCAAACUAACACCGUUGAAUCACGGAGCUCUGAAGAAGAAAAAUUGGGAGAGGUGUCCGCUACCGAACUUCGAAGAAAGAAGCGCUCAUGGCCACUCCCAGGCCUGCCUUCCUCUCCACCCUCUCAUGAAGUUCUGAAGCCCUUCGAUCCACAAAACAAGGAUUUAAAUCGUCAGUCCAACAUCGUUCCUGAAUGCAGUAACGCUAAGAAGCAAGUCUACAUCCUCCAGCGGGACCAUUUCGCAUCCCAGGUCUGGGCUGAGUUUUACGGAGGACACCAGGAGAGCAUCGCGGGAGGUGGGCUAGGGGCCAGCGACACGGAAAAACCAAUUCGGCUGUCUCACACUGCGACGUAUGGGAUAUGGCAGCCGAUGAUUCAAGAGAAUGACUUGUGUGCUAAAAGAGGCACUUACAAAUCACCCCAAUCCAUGUCGCCCCUAUUCUCACUGCCAUUUCAGCAAGAAAAUAGUGUCCCCGAAGCAGCGAAUACCGACCUGCACCAGCCAAAUUGCCCCAAUAACCCGUACACCAAUAAUGUUCAAAGUAAAAAUUUGAGGUGUCCCCUCCAAGAUUCUACAAAUCGUUUACCUCCUCCACCCCCAGGUUUCCAUUCAUCAUACAGUGGAGAUAAAUGCCUCAAAAGCAGAAGUUUAAAUCCCUCAAAGGCAUCGUGUGUACUUUACAAAAAGCCAAUAAUGCCAAUGUAUACUCAGCCACCUGAGUCUUACGGCCACGGCUUCGUUGUCCAGCCUUUUGGCUCCCAAACGGCCCCACAAAGAUGCCACUUUCUGCAAGAUGAGGAGUUUCCCAGUGGCGGGAGAGAUCUAAGUUCCAUCAGGCGCUCCUGGGUUGACCGACAAGCUCCUAAGGAGAAACCCUUGGGCAAAAAUAUGAGAAACACUUCCUUCCGUGAUUGGCCACAGCGUCCUCCCAAAAACAGGUUUGCGAAAUGCCACGGAUCAAACAAUGCCCCAGACGGAGGCCACACCGGUCAGAGAACGGGGCAAAUUGAGAGCUGGGAUAAAAUGAACCCGUCCUUCGUAGGUCGGGACUGGACUCCAUUGCGUGUGUUGAGAAAGUUUCUUGCAUUUCACCCACAUCCAUCUUUCUCCGCCGAUGAUCACGACGACGUCAUCCACCGUUUAAUUCAUGUUAUCGACGACCUUUGCGGAGGUGCCUCUGCGUUGUAUCGUCCCUCCUUAUCGCAGCAUUGCCGUCACAGAUUGGCCACUAAUGAUAGCGAGCCUGCCCGCACACUCUAUGUGCAUUUGGGAGGAUGUUUCAAACAGUGGCAGAUGUUAGAAAGAGAGCGAGCCAAGACAGAGGCUGAUUUAGCAAGGGCUUUUCCUUGGAAACCCUUCACCAGCUCCAGCAAUAUUACAUGUUUCCCCCUUCCAGCUAAUCCCUCUCAAGUGGAUUACCUGAUUUGGAUCCAGUUUCAAGAGCAAGCAAGAGUUUGCAUCUUGCUUGAGAAAAUGGAACAGUUUGGGGGCAUUUCCAUCCACAACAACAUAUCGGCAUCUUUGGAGCGUCACUUGGCAGCCAUUCACACAACCCAGGCCAGGCACAAUGAUGAGAUUUUCAAUGCUGGUAACCCCCGGAGGCCGGGGACAUCAUCGGGUAUCAGUAAUGAAAAAGAAAUCCUGGCCUUGGCAUCAGCUGUGAAUGAGCUCACGUCCUCCACACGAAAAACCCGUACAGCUUUAUGGUGUGUUGUUCAGCAUCGUCUUUCCAAAAUUUGGACCAGAGUUCCUGAUGAGAAUGCCAGCAUCCCCUUACAAACCAAGAUCCUCACAGAGGGCGAAGACAAAGAAAACAAGAGAGUGAAUUAG
Molecule: messenger RNA, 2070 nt
Organism: Notechis scutatus (mainland tiger snake)
Lineage: Eukaryota; Metazoa; Chordata; Lepidosauria; Squamata; Elapidae
Source: RefSeq, a predicted model, not a curated record